Messenger RNA from Penicillium brevicompactum, 393 nucleotides. RefSeq lists its product as uncharacterized. The transcript has a single exon. The record is from RefSeq and is a predicted model, not a curated record. The coding region runs from base 1 to 393 and encodes 130 amino acids. Lineage: Eukaryota; Fungi; Ascomycota; Eurotiomycetes; Eurotiales; Aspergillaceae.
AUGUCACUUCGCGUUCUCAUCAAACGUGGCUUCGAAAAGCUCCAAGAUGCCAAAAAGGAGAUUGAAGAGAAAGAGCGACAAGAGAAGAAGGACCAAAAGAAUUUGGAGAGGCGGGAGGCUAAGAGACUAGAAAAGGAAAGACAAGAGAGACGAGAGAGAAGGGAAGAGAGGAGACAGAAGAGAAGGGAGGGAAAUGAGACAUUGGAGAGACAGAGGCGAGAGGAAGAUGAGAGACUUGAGAAGCAGAGACAAGAGGAGGACGAAAGGGUGAGAAGACAGAGACAAGAAGAAGAUGAGGAAUUGAAGAAAGAGAGCCAGGAAAGACGACAAAGAAGACGGGGGAAUAAGGAGGAAAGGAGGGGAAAAAGUAGGCGGCAGGAGAGCGAGAGGUAA